Molecule: messenger RNA, 2718 nt
Organism: Centropristis striata (black sea bass)
Lineage: Eukaryota; Metazoa; Chordata; Actinopteri; Perciformes; Serranidae
Product: pleckstrin homology domain-containing family S member 1-like
Exons: 15
Coding region: 1-1335 (444 amino acids)
Source: RefSeq, a predicted model, not a curated record
AUGCAUAAGAGCCAGAAGAACACAGGCGGAAGUGCAGUGUUCUACAGACCAAUUAAAGAUGCAAAGGAAGUAAGAUCAGGAUACCUCUUCAAGUCUCCACCCCAAAAACGGUUGAAGACAGAGAAAUCAUGGAAGAGGCGAUAUUUUGUGCUGUUCAAAAUCAGUGAGCAAGAACACCUACUGAAGUACUUCAGGAAUCCUGAGGACAAGGAAAGGCCACUAGGAGGGAUAGACCUAACACAAAUCUCACUGUUGUAUGUGAAUCCUCAAAACCACGCGAGAUGGGGAUGGGUCCAGAAGAGCCUCAAGUGCGCGCCAUCCUGUGUGCUCUACAUCAGGGCAGCUGACCGGGACUACUUCCUCGUCGGGGAGAACAGUGAGGAAGUGGACGGCUGGUUCUCCGACCUGUUUGAAGCCCUGAAAAACCGGCCACAUAAAUGUAUGAGUUCAGAGGAAAUUAGCAAUGGGCAGCCACCAGUUGAGGUUAUUUCAAAACCCCUUAGGCGGAAAAAGAGUUCUGUCGCUGAGGCUGAAAAGCCAGACUCAAAAAUUCGGUCCAUGUCGGAUCCGUCUUCAAAUGCUUUGGAUAACGACGCUGAAUCACAGAGUGAAGAUUACAACAAAAGACGUGCAUCGGAGCCUGUGCAUCCAAUCUAUGACUAUCCAAGAGCCUACGCAAGACAUUCAACAGGGGAAUAUGCCUCGAUCCGUCGCAAAAGCCUGGACUCAGUAUAUGAAUCGAUGACAGAAGUUAGAUAUAACGCACAAGUGGCUCAGGCAGCGGACCGUGAAGUUGAGGAGGUUACCACAGGCAGCCUGAUGAGGCAUGUCACUCAAGUCUUUGACAGGCUGAAGACACAGAUUUCUCCACUACCUGCGUGCGAUGAGGAGACAGCCGCUGAGGACAGAGGAGACCGGCGUCAGACGUCAGACUUCAGCAGCAGCUCCAGCGACAAUGAUGCCACCUCUCCUGACGAGAUGCUGGAUGGACAAAAUGUGCAGACUCUGGACAAACUAAGCUCCACUGAAAGCCUUGACACCAUCACCCCAGAGGAGAGAGAUAUGGAAAUCAAGCAGGCAGAUUUGAAGAAACACCUGACACUGAUAGAAGUGGAUGGGAAGCCAACUGUGUCUGGGUGGACAGGCCAGCCACAGUCCGUGUGCCUGUUUCACAAAGGAGACCAGAUUCUGGCGAUUAACGACUUGCACACCGGCAGCGUGGAGGAGCUCAACAUGUAUCUCAGCAAGUGUCUCAAGAAUGAGGUGAAAGUGACUAUCCUGCGUGUGCCUGGAGGCCAGCCUCUGCAUUCGGCAAACUGUCUCUGCAGUGACUGACCAUUAAAUGUAUAAAUGUACUGACCACAUUAGACAGUAUUUCCCCAGGGCUGUGGGCAGUUCCUACUGAUCUGUCACUCUACUAGUUUACUCCAUUUUAAUGUCUUGGAGCUUAAAGUGAAGGGAAAAGUACAAUUUAUUUAAUGAUUUUUAAAUCAUGACUUGUGUACAAAGAUCAGCAUUUUGCUGCCAAGCACUCGGUAUGUAACAAUGACUUGUAGUUUAAAUGGAGCGUGAACUAUGACGUUGUUAUUUCAUUGUGUUUAUUGUCGAUAAGAUGUUUGUUCUGAAAAGCUGUCUCAGAGGAAACAAAAGGCAGAGGUUUCAUGUAAACAUACUGGAUUUCCACAUUCCACCUUCAUGAUGCUAAACACAAAACAAAAGGGCCAGUAACUGGACCCGAGACGAGAUACAAUUCAAAAGGGCAAGGCGUGUAGUGCAAAAAUGGCGCAAUAUGUUACUAUAUAUAGACCGUUUCAAAUUACAUUGGAAAGCAGCAUUUUCAAAAAUAGCAUAUUGUGCUAUUGCCAUGCUUCUUUUCCAUAUAAACAAACAUAUGAAGACAAUAAUUAAAUCAUUAGUACUAUUACUUGUAUAACACUUGUAUAUAGAUUUUUAUUAUCUUUAAUGAAAGAUUGCAGGAAGCAGUUUAUCAUGUAUCUUACAUAAAGAUGUUGUUAGGCAUAAUACAAGAUGCUCCAAAUCAAUAUUUAUAUUUCCAAUGAAGUGAUUAAAUAUUUUGAAAGGAUAAACAAUGACUGUCACUUUGUAAGAACUGGGCUGCAUAACUAGUGUGCAUGUCAUCUUCCAGCAAUGCUGACUCAUUCCCAGUUUGCUCAGUCGGUGGCAUGCAUGAUGAAAUUUCUCUGCAAGCCAAGCCCGUCUGAUAAAGCUUUCUUAGGAACACAAAUAUAAAAGCACAUUGUUUGUUCAAAUGUUGAGCAGAAACCCAGAGAGGCAAGGGAGAAAAAAUAGUUCUGGUGAUCCAUUUUCUAAGUCUGAUCUAAAUUGUUUUCUAACAGAUAAAAAAGAAAAACCUAGGAUCAUCUUUCUAAAUGUUUGUUUUGUUGUGGAUAUGUGAAAAUAGGACAAUCUUUUUUUUUAAUUAUUGUAAUACUCGGGACAGAAGAAAUAAAAACUCACAGAGAAGAAAAACAUUUUGUUUAAAAAGAAAGGAAAACAGCAAAACUUUAUUUUACCUGUUUUCACACAAAAAAAAGAAACUUGGAAACAAUAUCCGAGCAAAACUGUUUUCAUAAAUCUGUGUAAGACACAGAAAAUGCAUCACCCAAAUUUUUUUCUCUCACUUGCCUCCAGAACUUUCAUACCAUUAGUGUGGAAGUUCACAUUAACAUUUAAAAAAUCUAAAUGUUUUCCACUUUC